This is a messenger RNA of Uranotaenia lowii, 5763 nucleotides long. RefSeq lists its product as uncharacterized. NCBI's taxonomy places the organism in Eukaryota, Metazoa, Arthropoda, Insecta, Diptera, Culicidae. Bases 1 to 5763 code for a protein of 1920 amino acids. Gene Ontology annotation, biological process: DNA integration. The transcript has a single exon. Gene Ontology annotation, molecular function: nucleic acid binding. The record is from RefSeq and is a predicted model, not a curated record.
AUGGCUACAGUAUCGGACUCGGAUCAAUCGUUGGAUUUAACCCUCACCCCAUGCGCCCUCUGCAACCAAGUUUCGGAAGAAAAUGAAGGUAUGGUUCACUGUGAUUCUUGUAAAGGCUGGUUCCACUACCGUUGCGUCGGAGUGUCUGACGAUGUCAAGAAGGAGAAAAUGUGGUUCUGUAGCGCGGUAGCGUGUCAACAAGCUUAUUCUGAGUACCUGAAAAAACAAGAGGUUGCAGCGAAAAGGAAGAAAACGAAAAAGGAUGAUGUAUCAGCUAAAUCGGACAGCAUCGCUCACACACUUGAAAAUCGGAUGAAGGAACUUGAACGACAAGAAAAGGCUAAGGAUGAUGAGCUGGAAAUUGAAACAGCUUUGCGGGUGCGAAAAUUAGCUCUGCAAAAGGCUCGUCGUAUGAAGCAGCUUGCAAUCGAAAAUGAUUUAAGGAAAAUGGAAUUGGAGCAGGAAGAAGAACUAAACGCCAAGGCCUUGAAAGAAAAAGAAGAUCAUUUAGCAAAAUUGGAAGAAAUGCGCGCAUCAUUUUCGUCGAAACUAACUGUAGUUCAAGGCAAAAUUGAUAGACUGAAUGAUAGUUUGCACGAAAGUAAGGAUGGAAUGAAACACAAAGCGCAGAAACUAAAGCUUGAGAAAAAACCCAAGGCGCGUGCAAAAUUUGAUCAACAAAAUAGCGAUACUGAAUGGACUUCAUUCGGGGAUUCUAAUUGUACUGAUUCUUUAAGUGAGAGCAGCGAUACAGAUAUUUCUACCGAAAUCGAAAAGGAGUCGAAGGACAGGAAACAUGACAAGUCCAACGGGCUGGGGCCCCAACCCUCUCAGGCACAAUUGACGGCCAGAAGCGGAAUUAGUCGGAAGUUACCUAUAUUCACAGGAAAAGCGGAAGAAUGGCCGCUGUUUAUAAGCAGUUUUAAGUCAUCUACCAUAGCUUGCGGCUACACUGAGGUAGAAAACUUGGUGCGUUUACAAGAAAGUAUACAAGGAGACGCGCUCGAAAAUGUUCGUGGUCAACUUUUAUUUCCCAAGUCGGUCCCAAAGGCGAUUAAAAAGCUGCGUCAACUGUAUGGGCGUCCAGAACAGCUUCUUCGAUUCUAUUUAGACAAAGUUCGGCAAUUGGAAUCUCCUAAGGCUGACAAAUUACAUACGUAUAUUCCCUUCGGUAAUGCCGUUGAGCAAUUAUGUGAGCACUUGGAAGCCGCAGAAUUGAAAGAACACUUGUUGAAUCCGAUUCUUAUUCAAGACCUUGUCGACAAGCUUCCUGCGAGUGACAAACGGGAGUGGGUGCGUUAUAAAAAACGAAAACACAGCGCAGACCUACGCGUUUUCAGUAAAUUCCUGUCCCGAAUUGUAGAUGAAGCAUGCGAAGCUAGUGUUUCAUUUCAUUCCAAAGCCGAUUCCAAGAUUUCCGGUAACGCGAGGAAUAAGGAGAGACUAUUCAGUCAUGAUAUAGCUCAAGAAGAGGAACCUUGUGAACUGCCAACUAGUGAUCCGCCAGCGCGCGAUCAGUCGACCACCAACCUGAAACCGUGCAAAGUAUGCAAAAGCUCAAAUCACCGUCUUCGUGACUGUCAAGAGUUUAAAGAGAUGAGUGUUUUACAACGAUUGGAAUUAGUAGAAAAGUGGAAACUAUGUCAUGUAUGCCUGAACGAUCACGGGAAAUCAUGGUGCAGAUUCAAAAUUAGAUGUGAUAUCGGAGACUGUCGAGAACGCCACAACCCGCUGUUACAUAAAUCAGUUCGUAGAGUCGUCAUGAAUACACAUUUCCGUUCAAACUCUUCAAUUCUAUUCCGCGUCAUUCCGGUCGUUUUACACUAUGGUCGAAAAUCAAUAAAAACAACAGCCUUUCUAGACGAUGGAUCGUCUGCAACACUGGUCGAGCAGUCACUAGCGGACGAGCUAGGAGUUGUCGGUCAAAAGGAGCCUCUUACCAUUACUUGGACAGCUGAUGUGUCACGCGUCGAAGAAAAUUCGAUGCGGAUGAAUCUUAAAAUAUCGUCUUGUGAUGAUAAUGAGCUUUGGUGUUUAAAUGGUACUCGCACAGUGGGAGAGUUGAAACUACCAAAACAAUCCAUGUGUUUCGAAGAUCUGACUGAAAAACAUGCUCAUCUCCGUGGUUUACCCAUUCAAUCCUACAGCGGAACCUGUCCGGGUUUGCUCAUAGGGCUAAAUAAUUUGCAUCUAAUGGCUCCACUGGAAACAAAAAUGGGUGGCAUAGGAGAUCCUAUCGCUGUUCGAUCUAAGCUUGGUUGGGCAAUUUACGGUCCGGUUGGUAAGCAACAUAUUUAUGGCGAUUCCGAAUUUUUUGGCGUUCACGUGGAAGUGAGCAACGAAGAGCUGCAUGACCUCAUAAAAUUACAAUAUACCAUAGAGGAAGCUACUGUGCCGGUUGUGCGAGAAUCUCCAGAGGAUGUACGAGCUAGACAAAUUCUCGAGAGUACCACUAUUCGAGUUGGUGACAGGUUCGAAACGGGCCUGUUGUGGAAGACGGACGACCCGAAAUUUCCUGACAACUAUCAUAUGGCGGCACGGCGAGCAAAACAGUUGGAACAUCGCUUGCUAAAAACUCCUGAUCUGUUCGCAAAUGUUUGUCAGCAGAUAAAAGAGUAUCAGGAAAAGGGCUACGCUCAUGAGGCGUCAUCUGAAGAAUUAUCUUCAUCGUCGCCGAACAAGUCCUGGUAUCUUCCGCUAAAUGUGGUCCUGAACCCUAAGAAACCAGGAAAAGUACGCCUAGUGUGGGACGCAGCUGCAACCGUAUCCGGAAUAUCUUUAAAUUCACAACUACUCAAAGGUCCAGACAUGUUAGUGUCUUUACCAGCUGUCAUAAACAGAUUUCGAGAACGUCGAAUCGCGUUUGGUGCGGACAUACGCGAAAUGUACCACCAACUACAAAUUCGGAAACAAGAUCGACAGGCCCAGCGUUUUCUGUUUCGAGCCGAUCCGAAUAAACGGUUCAAAACUUUUAUCAUGGACGUCGCGACCUUUGGCUCCACUUGCUCGCCUUGCUCAGCCCAGUUUGUUAAAAAUCGCAAUGCUGAAGAGUUUGUCAAACAAUACCCCGAAGCAGUGGCAGCCAUAACCGGUAACCACUACGUGGAUGACUACUACGACAGCGCUGAUACCGAAGAUCAGGCAGUAGAGCGAGCAUUGCAAGUGAAGUAUAUCCAUUCAAAGGGAGGAUUCGAGCUUCGGAACUGGGUGUCAAACACCCAUGAAGUUCUUAAACGCGUGGGAGAACCAAAAGCUGAGCAGAUUGUCCAUUUCAACCAAGAUAAAGCUUCUGAUACUGAACGUGUCUUAGGAAUCAUAUGGGAUCCAGAAGAAGAUGUUUUCUCCUUUUCCACUGACCAUCGAGAAGACAUCAAAGAGUAUCUGGAGAACAUUAAAAAACCGACAAAACGAGUAGUAUUGAGUUGCGUGAUGGGAUUUUUCGAUCCGUUGGGACUUCUGGCGCCAUUCACCGUACAUGGCAAAACGCUGAUCCAGGACCUUUGGCGUAGUGGAUGCGACUGGGAUCAGGAAUUAAGCAGUGAAUGUUUUGGAACGUGGAAGCGAUGGAUUGAUCUUCUUCCUCUGGUGAGAACUAUCCGCAUUCCCAGAUGUUACCUUGGUCAAAUUCAUUCAAACGAUGUCACGUCAUUGGAUCUUCACGUUUUUACUGACGCUAGCGAAACCGCAUACGGAUGUGUUGCAUACUUCAGGGUUACAUGGGCAGGAGGAAUCAAAUGUUCUCUUGUUAUGGCGAAAUCAAAGGUUGCACCGUUGAAGCAACAGUCGAUACCUCGUUUGGAAUUGAUGGCAGCGGUACUUGGAGCAAAAAUGCAUCAGAUAAUCAAACAAAAUCACAGUUUCACCAUUCAUAAAUGCUAUUUCUGGACAGAUUCACAGACAACACUCAGCUGGAUACGAUCUGACCAACAUAGGUUUAAAACAUUCGUUGCGUUCCGGAUAGGCGAAAUUCAAGAAUCGACUAAUAUUUCUGCUUGGCACUGGGUACCCAGUAAACAGAACAUAGCGGAUGCCCUGACGAAGUGGGGACAAGGACCUCCACUUGAUUCGAAGAGCGCCUGGUUUAAUGGCCCGGAAUUUCUCUACGAACCUGCUGAUCAGUGGCCGAAACAAGAAUGUUCUACGGAUGUUGUGGAGGAUGAAUUGAAAUCAGUUUAUGUAUUAGUACACGAAGCGAGUUCAACGAAGAAGGUGGUAAUGGUUGAUGACAUAUCAACGUGGAAACGCGUACUCCGCAUUACAGCUACAGUUUAUCGAUUUAUAUGUAACAUCAAAAGAAAGAGGGAAGGUCUACCUAUGUUGGUCUCAAAGGCUACCGAAAAUCAAGCAAAAAUGCUUAAAGCUAAGUUGAAAACCAACCAGUGUCCGUUGCAAAGGGAAGAAUUGAUCAAAGCAGAAACAAUCCUUUGGCAACAAGCUCAAUACGAGGCGUUUCCAAAUGAAGUUCGAAUACUAAAGAAUAAUUUAAAACGAAAGGAAAAUGAGUCCCUGCAGCAACUGGAGAAGUCCAGUGUGUUGUAUAGGUUGACUCCAGUGAUCGAUGACAACGGUGUCAUGCGCAUGGGCGGUAGAAUGGAGCAAGCCGAGCACAUUCCCUUUGACACCAAGUUCCCUAUUAUAUUGCCGAAAGAUAAUUUAAUAACCACCAGACUAUUACAGUUUUUCCACGAGAAGUGUGGACACGGGAAUAAAGAAACUGUUUACAACGAAGUCUGCCAAAAAUUUUGGAUUCCUAAGUUGCGAGUGGCUAUUCAACAUAUCAUGCGCGAAUGUAUGUGGUGCAAAGUCUAUCGAUGCAAGCCAGAAAUACCUCGAAUGGCUCCACUUCCGGUCCAACGACUCUCAGCAAAGCUUGGUCCCUUUAGUUCAGUGGGGAUAGAUUAUCUUGGUCCUUUGGAAGUUACUGUUGGCCGACGCAAAGAAAAAAGAUGGGUUGCCGUAUUCACAUGUUUGGCGGUGCGAGCAGUACAUAUGGAGAUCAUCUACAGUUUAUCGACCCAAUCAUGUUUAAUGGCUAUUCGAAGAUUCAUCAGCAAGCGUGGAACACCCGAGGAGAUAUUUUCGGAUAAUGGUACCAACUUUUUGGGAAGCUGGAAUCAGAUGCUGAAGUCGAUCGAUUACGAAUGUGCUGAGAAAGUGACCAGUCCUAAAACAAAAUGGCAUUUCAUACCACCGGGCACCCCUCAUAUGGGAGGAGCAUGGGAGAGGAUGGUCCGGUCGGUGAAGGAAGCUCUGAAGGCGUUUAGUGACGGACGAAAGUUGACGGACGAAAUCUUAAUUACAGCGCUAUCGGAGGCGGAAGAUCUGAUCAACUUUCGACCCCUUACAUACAAAUCGCAGGAAACAACGGGCUCGGAAGCGCUCACUCCCAAUCAUUUUCUUCGUGUUGUGAAACCUAUUGAUAUGGAAGGAGACGAAGUUGAGGUGGCAGAUGCUUUACGAGACAUCUACAAGAGAUCCUUGUAUUUGGCAGAUCAACUAUGGCAGAGAUGGUACAAAGAGUAUUUACCGACUAUCAACAAAAGAACCAAAUGGUUUGAAGAACGUCGAACACUGAAGAAGGACGAUUUGGUGUUUAUAGUCAACGGAAAAAACAAAAAGCACUGGAUCCGAGGAAUAGUCGAGGAAAUUUUCGCGGCUCCAGAUGGAAGAGUACGACAAGCUCUAGUCAGAACAAACGUCGGGGUUCAUCGGAAAUCCGUAGCAAAUUUGGCUGUUCUAGGAGUAAAUCCGAAUGUUAUGUAG